UUGUCUGUUACUUUUUCAUUCAAUACUACUUUCCAAACUUGAACUCGGGGUUCCGCAACAAUGUUUCCUCGAGCGGGGUUUGCCCUCAGGUCAUGAACAUCGUGAGGAGAACAUUUGGAAAGACAAUGGAGGAUUGCAAAUCGGAGUCCAGGAGUGCUCUGAAUUGGAUGAAGUAUCAAGAUCAUUCUGACGGAGGUUGAGAUCCUUUCUGUCGACGACGACGAUAAAUACCACGCCCAUUUCCCUUUUCUCAAUGUAUCCUUCACCAGCUUCUCACUACUUCUCCCAAGGGAUCAACAGAUCGCAUUCGGGGCUGUCUUGAUAACUUGCUUACGCUACACCAGAGUCCUAUACUCUAUUCAAAAUUACUUGUUUCUCUCAAUAAGUUCUCUAUUCGCUUGAAACCUCAAUUAUGGUUUCCAUCCGUUCCCUGGGCCUCCUGGCUCUGGGUUCGUCAUCAGUAUUGGCAUUGUCAGUGCUUCAAAAACAAUCUAAUUGACGAGAACAAGUACUGACAUUUUCUAGAACACCAAGACAGGCCCGCUACUGGUCUCGAAACGAUGCUCGCGCUAAAGUUGCACGAGAUACGCCGAGCGAGGUUGACUACAUUGUUGUUGGCAGUGGUCCAGGUGGCGGACCUCUCGCAUCUCGUCUGGCUCUUGCUGGAUACGAAGUUUUAUUGAUCGAUGCUGGAGAUGACCAAGGGGAGGAUCUGACUGCUGAAUUACCUCUCUUCCAAUUUGCAUCGACAGAAAUAGAAGCGCAGCGAUGGAACUUCUUCGUACAUCACUAUUCUGACCUUGAACGUCAAAAGAAGGACACGAAAAUGACCUACCAAACUACUGAUGGUGACUACUACGUCGGAUUAGAUCCUCCAGCGGAUGCAGAGCCACUUGGUAUCUGGUAUCCUCGUGCUGGAACCCUUGGUGGUUGCUCAAACCACAAUGCUAUGAUCACAAUCUACCCACACGAGAGCGAUUGGCAAUAUAUUGCAGACCUCACUGGUGAUGAUUCUUGGGCCCCUGACAAUAUGCGAACAUAUUUUGAAAAGAUGGAGCAUUGCGAUUAUCUUCCGGAGGAUACUCCUGGGCACGGCUUUGAUGGAUGGUUCCACACAAGUGCGACAAACCAGACUAUGAUUGUUCAAGACCAAAAGAUUAACUCGAUUGUUAUUUCUGCUGCUGAGGCUUUGGCAGUAAAUGCUUCUGACUCAAUUCUUUCGACUGCUGAAGGCUUCAACCAGAUCGUCAACCUUGACCCCAACAAUCCGUUACCUACACGCGACAAUACUACUGGGUUAUAUCAGAUUCCAAUUGCUGUUGAUGGAAGAACCAGAAAUGGUGCUAGAAAUUUCAUUCUCGAAACAUUGAAUGCGGUCAAUACAGACGGAUCUAAGAAGUAUGGCUUGACCCUCAAGCUCAAUACAUUUGUUACCAAGAUCCGAUUCUCAAACGACACCACACCUCGAGCGCUCGGAGUUGACUUCUUGGAGGGUAAGAGUUUGUACAGAGCCGACCCAAGGGCUGGAAAAAAUGCCACUGGCGGUAUCCCUGGCAGUGUUAAUGCGAGAAAGGAAGUCAUCAUUUCAGGCGGUACUUACAACAGUCCUCAACUUCUCAAGCUCAGUGGAGUUGGACCAAAAGCUGAACUCGAAUCAUUCAAUAUCCCAGUUGUGGUUGAUCUUCCAGGUGUCGGCACAAACAUGCAAGAUCGUUACGAAACCACUGUCAUUUCAGAAUCCGACGUCAACUUCUCAAUCGCUAAAGGCUGUACUUUCCUCACAACUUCCGAUGAUCCAUGUCUAACUCAAUGGCAAAAUGAUACCGAAGAUGCAGGACUUUACGCCACACCCGGUCUCCCACUCGCCGUCAUCUUACGAUCUAGCACAGCAGAACAAGACCCCGAUCUUCUCAUCUCCGGCGCCCCAGCUAAUUUCCACGGCUAUUAUCCAGGCUAUUCCGGUCCAGCUCUCGGCGAUGCUCUACACUGGAGUUGGAUUACACUUAAAGCCCACGCUCGCAACACCGCCGGUACAGUUACCCUCCGCUCAUCCGACCCUCUCGAUACUCCUCUCAUCCAAAUGCACUCCUUCGACGAAGGUACCACUGUCGAUGAUGCCUGGGAAAAAGAUCUCCAAGCAAUGUACGAAGGCAUGUCGUUCUCCCGUAAAGUAAUGAACAGUGUCGUUCCUCUCGACGGUUCAUUCAACGAAACGUGGCCUGGAGCAGAUGUUUCUACAGAAGCAGAACUUAAGCAAUUUAUCCAAGAUGAAGCUUGGGGUCAUCAUAUCUCUUGCACUAACCCUAUUGGUGCUGAUGGUGACGAAAUGGCGGUUUUGGAUAGUAGUUUUAGGGUUAGGGGAACGACGGGUUUGAGAGUUGUGGAUGCGAGUGUUUUUCCUAAGAUUCCAGGUUUCUAUAUUGCGGUGCCUAUUUAUAUGGUUAGUGAGAAGGCCGCUGCGGUUAUUAUUGAACAGGAUAUUGCGGGAACAAGUUAUAGAUAGAUAGGUGGUUGUUUGAUGGUUGGGUGGUUGCUUGGUAGUCUGUUGGUAGUCGGAUGGUUGCUUUAUAUUGUCUUGGGCUUUGAUUUAGGUUGCAGUUAUUUACUGGAGUGGUGGUCUAGAUAUAGGUGUAGGUGGUGUUGUUUUGUUUUGUUUUGUUUUGGAUUUUUUGUUCUUUUCAUGGGGUGGUCUUCUUUUUAUCUAGAUUGUGCAGGCUAUGAAGAUUUUCUACGGAGUGUUUAGACUUUUCUUCGAUGGGUUGCUAGAUAGUUAUUGAGAUGGUUAUCUAAAUAAUUAUUUACACA
Messenger RNA from Sclerotinia trifoliorum, 2805 nucleotides. Lineage: Eukaryota; Fungi; Ascomycota; Leotiomycetes; Helotiales; Sclerotiniaceae. The record is from the annotation of a GenBank genome assembly.